Messenger RNA from Myotis daubentonii (Daubenton's bat), 914 nucleotides. It is a transcript of the gene NUDT14, whose product is annotated as nudix hydrolase 14. Gene Ontology annotation, molecular function: metal ion binding; UDP-sugar diphosphatase activity. NCBI's taxonomy places the organism in Eukaryota, Metazoa, Chordata, Mammalia, Chiroptera, Vespertilionidae. The record is from RefSeq and is a predicted model, not a curated record. Gene Ontology annotation, biological process: nucleoside phosphate metabolic process; ribose phosphate metabolic process.
AACUGCGCAUGCCCAGAGCGGCGUCACGCGCCCGCCGGUCCGCCCGCUCCUGCCCCGCGCGCACUCGCUGCGGCCGCCGCGCCCCGGGCUCCCCGCGGCCAUGGAGCGUAUCGAGGGGGCGGCCGUGGCCCGGUGCGCAGCCUCGCCCUACCUGCAGCCGUUCACGCUGCACUACCGCCAGAAUGGCACCCAGAAGUCGUGGGACUUCAUGAAGACGUACGACAGUGUGACCAUUCUCCUGUUCAACUCUUCCCGGAGGAGCCUGGUGCUGGUGAAGCAGUUUCGGCCGGCCGUGUACAUGAGCGAGGUGGAGCGCCGCUUCCCAGGGUCCCUGGCGGCUGUGGAAGCCGACCGGCCGCGGGUGCUGCCGGAGGCACUGCCGGGCUCGGCGGGCGUGAUGUACGAGCUGUGCGCCGGCAUCGUGGACCAGCCGGGGCUGUCGCUGGAGGAGGUGGCCUGCAAGGAGGCCUGGGAGGAGUGUGGCUACCGCCUGGCCCCGGCCGACCUGCGCCGCGUCGCCACCUACAAGCGCGGGCGGGUGCCGAGCGGAGAGGGCCGGGGGCUGCUCUGUGGCUCAGCCUGCGCUGUCUCUACCCACAGGGCUGGCGUGGGACUGACCGGCUCCAGCCAGACCAUGUUCUAUGCGGAGGUGACAGACGCCCAGAGGGGUGGCCCAGGCGGGGGCCUGGCCGAGGAGGGCGAGCUCAUUGAGGUCGUGCACCUGCCCCUGGGGGGCGCCCAGGCCUUCUCGGACAACCCGGACGUCCCCAAGACCCUCGGCGUCAUCUUUGGGAUCUCCUGGUUCCUCCAUUGUGUGGGCCCCGGCCUGGGUCUCCUGUGACCCCCGAGGGGGUCUGGAGCCAGGCCGGUCCUGGCCCCCACCCUGCAGCCCAAUAAAGGCUCCUGUGGCUCCA